CACCAUCACCCAACAGUAAAUAGAACGCGCGCUGAAACUAGAAGGGAGCGGUGCGAGCCAUCUCCCCUGCUUUUCUGCCUCGCUCACCGCACGCCAUCUCGGCAUCUCCUUCCUCCCCCACCAGCGCUGAAGCUUGCAUCGUAUCCAUGGCACCAGCCACUUAAGCAAACGGGUUCAGCCCUGCGAGUCGAGGAUUCAAGCAAGAAGAGGAGGCAGUGAGGAUUCAAGCAAGAACAGGAGGCAGCGCGCACCUCAUCACAUCGGCGUCUUCGGCCGGCAUGGAAAGCAAUGUAGACCUAGAGGCGUCUGAUUUACAGGUCACAGAUAACUGGGAGUUCGCAUCCGCCGUAGGCCCAGGCGCAGUUACAUCUAGGAUUUCAGUGCAAAAGCCGUGCAACAUAUUCUCCCAGUUUGGACAGUUCAAGAGGAAGUUGAUAGCAGAGAUUGGUUUUGAAGGCGUGCUGUCACUCAGGUCCCUGCCGAAGCUGAACCUGAAAUUCAGUUCGUUCCUCAUGGAGAGGGUGGAUGCAGACACAUGCGUAAUCACCAUAGAUGAAGGGCGUUCAAUCAAGUUCACAGCAGCUGAUGUCAACAAUGUUUUUGGGCUUCCAGUAGGUGGGAAAAGGAUAUCAACAUAUCCAUGUGACUUGUCGGAGGCAUGCAUUGAGUACAAGAAAUUUGCAGAAGAGCUUAGUGACAAGGGCACACAUAACCUGAAAGCUGCAGAGGCCAUACUAUUGAAAGACAUCCAGGAAGACUCGCCUAGGGUCGCCAUAGAGAUGUUUAAAAUUGCCGCUGUUAUUUUUAUUUUUGGGCAUUUGCUAUGUCCUUCGUCGAAGAAUGACUACACCAGCGUAGACUACUGGGGUGCACUGAACACAACUUUAGAGAUUAGUCAAUUUGAUUGGUGUGAAUUUGUCAUCGAGCACCUGUUAAGCGCUGUCCGAAAGCUGAAGACUGAUCUUCAGACACGGCACUCAACUAUACAUCUUGUGGUUGCCAUCUGUUCCUACAGGUUUUUGUGCUCGACAAUUUGGACCUGGGUCAGCAAACUCCUCGAGACCCUUCGACGCCCAGGGUCUGUGUUUUCGAUUAUGACAUCACCCGCAAGAUGAUAGAGGCGCUCAGUUGCAGUCAAGGUGGUGAACCAGCAUUUUCAAUCUCCAGGG
Messenger RNA from Triticum aestivum (bread wheat), 1169 nucleotides. RefSeq lists its product as uncharacterized. The record is from RefSeq and is a predicted model, not a curated record. NCBI's taxonomy places the organism in Eukaryota, Viridiplantae, Streptophyta, Magnoliopsida, Poales, Poaceae. The transcript has 3 exons. Bases 279 to 1115 code for a protein of 278 amino acids.